AUGGAAUGCACAGGACAAAAUUCCUCACUGGGGAACCACACUGCAUUGGUGGAAUUCAUCCUGAUUGGUUUUUCUGAUGUUCCCAACCUUCAAGGAUUUCUUUUUGGUGUAUUUCUGAUAAUCUAUUUCCUUAUUCUUAUGGGAAAUAGCCUAAUUAUCACAAUAACUAAGGUUGAACCUUCCCUCCAGACCCCCAUGUAUUUCUUCCUUAGGAAUUUUUCCCUGUUGGAAAUUUGUUAUGUGUCAGUUACUGUCCCCAGAUUAUUAGCAGAUCUCUGUAGACAACAUGGAAAAAUUUCCUUUCUGUCCUGUGCUAUUCAAAUGUAUUUCUUUCUGAUCUUGGCAGACACUGAGUGCUUUAUUCUCACUGCCAUGGCUUAUGACAGGUAUGUUGCCAUUUGCAACCCAUUACUCUACCCUGUCAUCAUGAAUGAUAGGUUGUGUAUGCAGAUGGCAGUUGCUUGCUGGACCACUGCAAUUCCGGUACAUAUAGGAUUCACAUCCAUGGUCUUCUCUUCAACCUUCUGUGGAUGUAACCAUUUGGAUCACUUUUUCUGUGAAGCACCUGCAGUUGUGCAGCUUAUUUGUGGGGAUGCUUUCAUGAUUGAAAUGUUGCUGUAUCUGAUUACUACACUAGUUGCCAGUAUACCUUCUUUUCUGAUAGUUGGAUCUUAUGUGAAAAUAGUCUCCACCAUCCUGAGGCUGCCAUCAGCAACUGGGAGAGCCAAGGCCUUCUCGACCUGUUUUUCCCAUCUCAUGGUUGUCACUUUAUUCUAUGGAUCAGGCAUCUGUGUGUAUUUCAAGUCUAAGAAUAGUCGCUCAACAGGAAUGGACAAAUUCCUUUCUCUUUUUUAUACUAUUUUGAUACCAAUAUUAAACCCCAUUAUAUACUGUCUAAGAAACAAAGAUGCUAUGGUGGCCUUGGAGAAAUUCUUACACAAAUGGAUUGUGCUGUGA
Molecule: messenger RNA, 957 nt
Organism: Talpa occidentalis (Iberian mole)
Lineage: Eukaryota; Metazoa; Chordata; Mammalia; Eulipotyphla; Talpidae
Product: olfactory receptor 10AG1-like
Exons: 1
Coding region: 1-957 (318 amino acids)
Biological process (GO): G protein-coupled receptor signaling pathway
Cellular component (GO): membrane
Molecular function (GO): olfactory receptor activity; G protein-coupled receptor activity
Source: RefSeq, a predicted model, not a curated record